AUGGCGGCGCCCAGUGGGAGGAGCGGCCGGAGGCUGUGGGCCGCGCUGGUGCCCGCCGCCCUGCUGUGCCUGGCGGUCCGGGCGGCGGAGGAAGCGAGCACGGCCGACUUCGACGUGCGGCCCGGCGGGGAGGUCCACCCCUUCUCCCGGAGCCUGGGUGAUUACACCUGCACCUUCACAUACUCAGCUCAGGGAGGAACGAACGAGCAAUGGCAGAUGAACAUCGGAGUCAGCGAAGACAACCUGCUCUUCUCCUGCUCUGUCUGGAGGCCCCAAGGGAAGUCUUAUCUCUUCUUUACCCAGUUUAAAGCUGAAGUGAAAGGAGCCAAGAUAGAGUAUGCCAUGGCUUACUCUCAAGCUGCAGUGGGUGGACAAAGUGACGUCCCCUUAAAACAGGAAGAAUUUGAAGUCACCGAAACAACAGUGUCUCACAGGGAUGGCAAGUUCCGGUUUGAACUGUCCAAACUCAUGAUUGUAGCAAAAACGCCCCGUGACGAGCUGUGA
Molecule: messenger RNA, 504 nt
Organism: Charadrius vociferus (killdeer)
Lineage: Eukaryota; Metazoa; Chordata; Aves; Charadriiformes; Charadriidae
Gene: MYDGF
Product: chromosome unknown open reading frame, human C19orf10
Exons: 6
Coding region: 1-504 (167 amino acids)
Biological process (GO): positive regulation of endothelial cell proliferation; positive regulation of angiogenesis
Source: RefSeq, a predicted model, not a curated record